Messenger RNA from Cladocopium goreaui, 5241 nucleotides. NCBI's taxonomy places the organism in Eukaryota, Dinophyceae, Suessiales, Symbiodiniaceae. The record is from the annotation of a GenBank genome assembly.
AUGGCAACAAUCCUGGAGUCUCCAGCGGCAUUUGAAGCAAGAGCACUGGAGCAUGGAAUCACGACAGAACAGUUGGACAGACUCAAAGCGAAGGGCUUGACAAAUCUGUCCAAAUUGGCCUUUUCCAUCUCGACACCAGGAACUAGUCCGGAAGAUGAAUCCCUGAAAUUGUUGGUCCACGAUGAUCCAGAUUUGGUCACUGUAGGGCAGUUGGCUUCAAUCAGGAGGCUCAUGUUUGAUGCACAGACACUUUGUGCGGCACAGGUGAAACACAUUCUGGCAGGGACAGAAUCUACUCGAACAUCAGAACUUGUCCCAGCAGAGCGAGCCCAGAGGAUUGAAGCCCAGAGAGCCCGACUUGCAGGGAUGGAGCUCACUGGGCCAUUGGAAUGCUCCCACCAAUCAUACUCCUACGUUGGAAAGAUGGUAGAAGCAAACGUUCCGCAUUACCUGGAACCGCACCGGUUCACCACAAGGGCUUCUGAAGUUGCAAAGGAGAAGCCGGGCAAGGAGCUCAUCCUGGAUCAAUCGAACCUGGUGGUCAAAGAUGUGGAGCGAAAGGAUCGAUGCACCCUACAAGGGGACUUACAGGUGUUCCAAGCGCUCACUCGGCGCUCAUUGGCUUGUGAUCUGAUGGGGGUCUGCUCUUUCAAGAACAUGGAGCGGUGGCACCGUUUUCUCAUGGAUGCUACGCAGAUUGCGGCGCCAGGAGGAUACAAAUCUCCGACCACCGAGCAGAUCCUCCGUGCCGACAGAGCUGCAUGGGUGAGGAUGGCAGAGCUUGUGCCUAGUCUCAGACGGCAAGCGGAUGGCACAUUGCCGUUGGAUGCAGCACUUGAUGCACUGCGCACAGAUCCCACCGUGGUGUUCCACAUGAUGCCUUUGCCAGCAGCCACCAGCAAGCCAGACAAGCCAGUGCCUCCGAAGCCACAACCAGUCAAGAAGGAUACGCCAAGCAACAAGGUGCCUGGUGGCGGCAAGGCCAAGGGAAAGGGCAGAGGCAAGACCAAGAGCAGCAAAGGACGUAUGCCGGCUGAACUUGUUGGCCUUCACCAAAACAUGAAGAAUGGCAAACGUCUGUGCUACAAUUACAACCUGGACAAGGGUUGCUCCUAUGCGGAGGCAGGCAAAGAGUGCAUGAAAGGGGCACACUUCUGCAUGCGAUGCCUGGGCCAGCACCCUGCUCAUGAGUGCCCAAACAAGCCGGUGGGUUGCCGAACUGUCAAGCGGAAACAGACAUGUACAGACGAUUUUUCUUCACAACUGGCCAGUCGCAUCAAGGGCAAGCCCUUUUCUCAAUUGCUGGUCAUUGAAAUUUUUUCCGGAACCGGUGGGCUCACUGCCGCUGUCCGCAAAUUGGGCAUGACACAAUCUCUGGGUGUCGAUGCACACGUCACGAAACAGGUGAAGGCACCCAUCAUCAGGAUCAAUCUGGCCGAAACAACAGGCCAACGCCUGCUUUGGAAGAUCCUUGACAAUGACAAUGUGGUAGCAAUUCACAUGGGACCUCCUUGUGGUACCUCCAGCAGGGCUCGCGAAAUCAAGAAGGGCAAGCGGUACAAUCCUCCGUCGAGUACCCGCACCAACUCUGUCAAGCCUGGGCGCAAUGCCUCAGGAGGUGCCUCCUGGAAUAUGGUGCUGUUGAACCAGCACAAGAGCUUGGCACGGAUACGGAUAUUCCCUUGGUGCAAGCCAGCCGUGCAGCAACUGGCAUCCAACCAAGGGGUAAGAAACUUAUAUAGACCCCUGAUGCGGGAAUAUGCCAACCUUAUCACAGUGCGGGGUCCUCAACAAGCCUUGUUGCAGUUGCCCAUCAAAUGCAGUACAGAUUUACAUCUGCCCAAGCAGUGCUCCUUCACACCUUCAGUGCCCUUGAUACCUGCACAAGCCAAACGGAUCAGGCCUCCAUACCAAAUUGGGGACAAGGCGGAGUCUGAUCAAUGGGAAACAAUUUAUGGGGUCGCCUGGACGCAUGAAGCCUUCAUCAAAAGGGCAGCAGGUCGAUCCCAUCCUGGUCAUUUUCUUGAUGGAGUUCACCCGGUCCUCAAAAACAUGUUCGAAGACGAAGCCCUGAGAUCCACUGCUGACAGAGCCAUCAAGCGAUCAGAGCAGAUGAGGAGGUGGAUCAGCAGGGCCCAGGAACUGGAUGCAAUGGGGGUGGAUGGCAAAGAAGACUCGCCAGCCCACGCUCGUGACAAUCUUACCAAGAAAAACCUACGGCUUUUCCAUGAGAUGAUAGUUGCCUCGGGAUCUCCAGAUGUUGGGCUUGCUUCAAACAUUGCCCGUGGUUUUGACCUCAUGGGCGACAUCCCUGUGGGGUCCAUCUAUCCUGGAAAGGCCACCCAUGCCACUCUGCUCCCUCAACAGGUGCGAGAGAUGUCCAGCACGGCUCGUGCGGCCAUUUGGGAAGCUACAAAGAGAGCUCCAGAGCCUAUGGUUUCUGAGGAGGUGUACAAAAUCACCAUGGAGGAGCGUGACAGGGGUUGGUUGCGUGGCCCCCUUUCAAUGGACCAACUUCCACGAGAUGCGGUGUUGUCAAGGAGAUUCGGGGUCAAGCAAACCUCCACCUUGGCCGAUGGUAGCAGGAUCACCAAGGUCCGACCGAUAGAUGAUUUCUCUGAAAGUCUUGUGAACUCCACCAACUCAUGCAAGGAGGCGAUACAGCCCAUGGGUGUGGAUGCCAUACUUGCGGCUCUGGCGUUUCGAGAUCAAGCCUGGGGCAGAGAGGAGUUGCGGGCCAAGACAAUUGACUUGAGGAAGGCCUACAAAAACCUGCCACUUUCGGAGGAGGCAACAGGGGAUGCAUACUUGUGUGUCCUGUGCCCGACGGAUGGGCAACCGAGAGCCUUCCAGACCCUUGUGUUGCCCUUUGGCGCCAGGGCGGCGGUCAUGGGUUUCUGCCAGACCUCCUACGCCAUCUGGAGGAUUGGGGUGUCGAUCUUCGCCCUGCACUGGACGGUCUUCUUCGAUGACUAUUACUUGGUUGCCUCUUCACCUGAAAUCAGGCAUGUUGACAUGGCACAGCAAUUGCUGUUCAGGCUCCUGGGCUGGGAAACCUCCUCGGAGAAGGAGGGUGACUUCCUGGCGAUCUCUAAGAUUUUGGGGUACAGAUUGACCUCAACGAGUCAAGGUCUCCACAUGCAGCACCUUGGGCGUUGGGAACAUGCCAUGGGUGAGACAGCAGUCGAUGUGGAACUAAGGGCCAGCUUGGAGUUUAUCAGAGAUCGGGUCAUCUGCGGGGAGCCUAGGAUGGUUGAUGCCAGCAACGGCCGUGUCUUCCAUCUGUACACUGAUGCCUGCUACGAAGAUCAAUGUGGUGGUGUUGGUGGUGUCCUGAUUGAUGGGAGUGGAACCAUGCUCUCAUACUUCUCGGCACAGAUAUCUCGGGAUCAAACCGCGAGGUUGAAUCCCCUCAACAAGGACACAAUCAUCUUUGAGCUUGAAGCCCUGGCAGCCUGGCUGGGAGGACACAUCCUACUUCCAUCUGCGGCCAUCCAGCCAAACGAUAGAGUGGUAGUCUUCCUUGACAAUGAUGGUGUGCUUGGUCGUAUAAUCUCUGGCAAGAGUGGGCUUGGAUUGGAUGGCGCAAUCAUCAAUGGAGUUCUUGAAUGGGAAUAUUCGCUCAAAGCACUUGUCUGGUACGAACGAGUUCCUUCAGCUGCCAAUAUUGCAGACCCACCUUCUCGGGGUGAACUUGCUGGCUUCCGUAAAGAACUGAGGGUAGAACUGGACAUUGACUGUGCUCUGAACGAACUCCUGGACUCAAGCCGUGAUAAACCCUUAUUGCAUCAAACGUUGCCAAGUGUGUCCGACUCAAUUUUCCCUGUUGUGCCUGACCUCAUGCCGCCGUCGCUGCAGCUGCUGUUGCGACCUGUGCUGCUCAUCGAGGGCUGCGAAGCUCGCCUGCAGGCCAAUCUCGACUGCCUGCAGACCAUGGCCAACGAGCUUCCCACGAGCUUCGAUCAGCCUCGCCUUCAUCUGAACCAGGCCAUCCGAUCUGUCAAUUUGGGUCGCGAGGGUCGCCGAGCGAAGAACCGGAAGCAAAUGGGCCGAAGAAGGCAGGAAGGACUUGCGUUGGGACCCAACGCUUCCACUGGGGUGACCCAGAGCUUUCAGCAAAUCGAAGUAGAUGGGCGAGAAGUGACUUUGCGAGUCUUCCUGCCUGCGGAGAAUGGAGGAAAGAAGCAAAAACCGCCGGCCGUGGUGAUGGUUUGUGGCUUGUUGUGGCUUGGUGAGGGCCUUCUGGGCUUCAUCGGUCUGAACUUCAACGACGCCUUCGGCUACGCCUUCGCGCGCCAGGGAGUGCCGUGCGUGCAGAUCCAUACACCGCAGCGUCACAUUGCUCAAACUCGAGUGAUGGAACUUGCUCUUGCCGCGUGCUCACCCUUGUACGUGGUGCCAGGUUUGCGCUUUCUGCUGCUGGCUUCAGACAUUUGCAUGUUGCUCACUUCCAAGAUGGAUAUUUGGCUGCUCCUCUUGGCUGUCGUGCUGCCUGGCAUUUUGGAUGCAGUGGUGGCAACUUCUUUGGCCGUUCCGAUGUUGCUCUUGGGGCCUGUUGGUUGGUUCCUGUCCUUUGCCAAUAUGGCUGCUGGACUGGUAAUAGUGCCCCUACUCCAUUGCGCAGUGCGGCUGGGGCAGUACAUGCUUGGUGAGCUCGAAGAUCGCAGCAACUACCGGAACUAUUUGAAGGAGGUGGAAGCUGCUGUGACUUGGGCCGAGAAACAUCAAGCGCUACUUGGGAACGAUGGCCGCCUAGUCCUUUGCGGCUACUCCUCCGGAGGUCACGUGGCUUCUCUGUACGGCCUGGAGCAAUGCGUGGUCCCAACCAAUGGUAAACGCCGCUUUGAAGCUGUGGUCUUGGUCUCAGGCAUCUACGACUUGCGGACCGCGAGCUGGGAGGGCGUCAAGCGAUUUCUGGCUCCGAUCCACAACAUGCUCUACGGAGACAUCAUUGCUGCCGACUCCGAUGCGAAGCGCGCUCAGGUGUCGCCGGCCGCAGUUCUGCAAACGAAACAGCAAAAGGAUCUGGAUCCAGACUGUGCUUGGUGGGUCCUGAAUGCCAAGAAGGAGCUCAUGGGUCUUCCGAUCUUUGAAGAGAUCCUCUUUGACAGUUCCACAUUGGUGGCAGGGCUCAAGGCCAAAGGUGCCACCGUGAAGCGAGCGGAGUGCGGCUACAAUCAUUGGCUGCUGGUGUUUGGUUUUCCGUCCUUCGCUGCUUCGUUCUGCGAGGGAUUGUCAUAG